Messenger RNA from Talpa occidentalis (Iberian mole), 1788 nucleotides. Its product is annotated as diphosphoinositol polyphosphate phosphohydrolase 3-beta. The record is from RefSeq and is a predicted model, not a curated record. Gene Ontology annotation, biological process: adenosine 5'-(hexahydrogen pentaphosphate) catabolic process; diadenosine pentaphosphate catabolic process; diphosphoinositol polyphosphate metabolic process. Lineage: Eukaryota; Metazoa; Chordata; Mammalia; Eulipotyphla; Talpidae. Gene Ontology annotation, molecular function: bis(5'-adenosyl)-hexaphosphatase activity; diphosphoinositol-polyphosphate diphosphatase activity; bis(5'-adenosyl)-pentaphosphatase activity. The transcript has 2 exons. Gene Ontology annotation, cellular component: nucleus; cytoplasm. The coding region runs from base 94 to 567 and encodes 157 amino acids.
UCCCCGCCCCUCGCUUUGGCCCUUUCUCUCCCCGGCACCGUGCGGCGGCGGCGGCCAGAGCAGAGGCGAGCGCAGGAGCCCGCGGCCCGGACGAUGAAGUGCAAGCCGAACCAGACGCGCACCUACGACCCGGAGGGGUUCAAGCAGCGCGCAGCGUGCCUGUGCUUCCGGAGCGAGCGCGAGGACGAGGUGCUGCUGGUGAGCAGUAGUCGCCACCCGGACCGCUGGAUCGUGCCGGGCGGGGGCAUGGAGCCCGAGGAGGAGCCGGGCGGCGCGGCCGUGCGGGAGGUGUACGAGGAGGCGGGCGUCAGGGGCAAGUUGGGCCGGCUCCUGGGCGUCUUCGAGCAGAACCAAGAUCGCAAGCACAGAACGUACGUGUAUGUACUGACUGUCACUGAGAUUCUGGAGGACUGGGAAGACUCGGUGAAUGGCAUAGAUGUUGUUCAGACUCAUUUGAAAGAACCCAAUGAUGAAUGGAAUUGUGAAGCACAGGUGAGCUCUUUCACACUCCCACGGACACAGCUCAUCCUAUGCUUCUGGACACUUCCUCCCAGUUUAUUACAAUGACUAUGAUCUAGGUUGUUGCACUACCACUGUAUCUGUACAGCCUUCCAAUGUGGCUCUAUGGCCUAUUUCUGCUGUUAUGAUUAUGUGUCUGUAAUUUCCUAGGUUACAUGUCCUUGAGUGCAAGUACUUUGUUUACUUAGUCUUUUUUACAUAUCUAACAUACAAGACAUAAUUUGAAAUAUGAUAGACAUCACUGAAGGUUUGCUUAAAUGACAUUUUGUAGAUGGCAAAGCAUUCAUUUUCUAAUCUGGUGUUAUUACAGUAAUGUCUAGCAUAUAUGUGGCUUUUACAUGCCAAAUGUCACACAAGUGUUUCAUAGGCAGCUGUGAGAUUAAAAAACAAAAAUUCUUACUCAUAUUGCCUAUGUCAUCCCAGACAUUUACGUGCUGUCUGAUGGCAGUGUGCUGUACCACCUAUGAAUAUACUUGCCAAAAUUUUAAACCUAAAUCUGACUGUGCCUCUAGACGUAAUUCCUAAUCUGUAGAAAAUACAGGGAAGAGAGAAAUUUACCACUGUGCACCACAGAAAUGAUGUCUGCAGAGUCAAAACUGUAGAGUUUCUUCAAAAAUAAAUGGCCAGAACAAAAGAAAAAGAUGAAGGUUGAACCUAUAGGUUCAGAGAAAUUUAAGUGACAUAUCAACCAAUUGUGAUAUAUGGGCCUUUUGGAUCCUGAUUUGACCAAACUAUAACAAAAGCAUUUGUGAGACAAUCAGGAUAACUUGAAAAUUGACCUGAUACUUGAUAUUAGUUGGGAUAAUGGUUUUGUGGUUAUAUUGAAAACAAGAGUCCUUAUCUUGUAGAGAUAUGUUCUCAAAUAUUUAUGGUGGAAAUGAUACCUGGAAUUUGCUUAAAAAUAAGUCUGUGGAUGUUAAGAGCUUUGGAGGUAUUGAUGAAACAAGAUUGGUCUGGAUAAUUGUUAAAGCUGGGUGAUAGUUAUAUGAUGGUUCAUUAAAUAUGUUUCUCUACUUUUGUAUAUAUGUUUGACAUUUUCAUAGUAAAAACUUAAUAAAAAUUGUUAUCAGAGUCCUCAUUGAAGCUAAGAUAUAAGACUUAGAGAAAAGAAGAAGAGGAGGAAAAAUUUUAGAUUAUUUAGAAAAUGCUGGCUAUGGGGUGCCAUACUGGAGUGGCUAGUACUUCCCUUACCACACACCAGUGUUAUGAGUUUUUCCUUUUAAUUUGGCCCAUUGAAAUUGAGUCAAAUUCUCAUGCCAUAUAUUUUCU